AUGGCGCUCUCCACGCUCCUACUGCCCUCCUCCUCCUCCACCGCCGCCGACACCUCCGACCGCCGCCGCGGCCAGCAGCCGCAGAACCACCACAGCAAGCGCAAGAAGAAGCCGCCGGCGCUGCCGCCCCCGCUCUCCCCCGCGCCGAGGACUCCCGGCCGACGCCAUCUUGCCGCCACCGGGACGCCUUCCAGGAAGAGCCCCGCCCUCGCCGCGCCCACCGCCGGCGCCAAGGCCAGGCUCGUCGCGUCCAAGGACCACCGUCAACGCCGCAGUGGCUCGAAGAAGGCGACUGCGCAGAAGCCCGCGCGGCCGGCGUCGUCGUGGGAGCAGCUGAAGAGCCUGCUGAGCUGCCGGAGCGCGACGGCGGCCGCGCGCGUGCACGACCCGGCCGCCCUCGCGCGGGGGCCCGGCGCGGGAGGGUACUGGGGGACAUCGCUCUGCUCCAUGCGCGACGUGGCCACCGUCGACGGCGCCUCCUCGGCCGCCUCCGUCGUCGUGGACCACCGCGACACCGCCCCGCUCAACCGCUCCUCCCGCCGCGCCCACCACUCCUCGUCGUCGGCAGCGGGCGGCGGCGGGCACCCGUCCUCCCUCCGCGGCCUCUCCGGCUGCUACGAGUGCCGCGCCAUCAACGUCGAGCCCGUCUCAAGGAGGUACCCUCGGCCGAGGGAGCUGUGUCCGUGCUCGCAGUGCGGCGAGGUGUUCACCAAGGCCGACAGCUUGGAGCAGCACCAAGCCGUCCGCCAUGCCGUGUCGGAGCUGGGGCCGGAGGACUCCGGGCGGAACAUCGUGGAGAUCAUCUUCAAGUCGAGCUGGCAGAAGCGGGACCGCCCCAUCUGCCACAUCGACCGCAUCCUCAAGGUCCGCAACCCGCCCCGCACCGUCGCCCGCUUCGAGGCCUACCGCGACGCCGUGCGCGCCCGCUGCCGCGCCGACGUCUCCGCGGGAGGCGGCGGCGCCACGCGCGCCGCGGCCGACGGCAACGAGCUGCUGCGGUUCCACCCGGCCGCGCUCGCCUGCGAGCUCGGCGCCGACGGCUCCACCUCGCUGUGCGCGUCCUGCGACGAUGGUGACGCCGACGGUAAGACGGCGGCCGCGGCGUGCGGGGUGUGCGCGGCGAUCCGGCACGGGUUCGCGCCCUGGGCCGGCGCGCACCCGCUGGGCGUGCGCACCACAGCGAGCAGCGGCCGCGCGCACGACGUCUGCGGUGCCGAAGCGGUGGGAGCGCCGGGGUGGCGGGCGAUGCUGGUGUGCCGGGUGAUCGCCGGGCAGGUGCGACGGCGGGACGGGGACGAGGAUGGGGAGGAGAAGGAGGUUGAGGCUGGGCCGUUCGACUCGGUGGCCGGCGACGACGCGGGCGGCGCGUACGGGGUGCUGGAGGAGCUGUUCGUGGCCAACCCCAGGGCCAUCCUGCCGUGCUUCGUCGUGGUGUACCGCGUCGACGUGGACGCACAAUGA
This is a messenger RNA of Triticum turgidum subsp. durum (durum wheat), 1461 nucleotides long. The record is from the annotation of a GenBank genome assembly. NCBI's taxonomy places the organism in Eukaryota, Viridiplantae, Streptophyta, Magnoliopsida, Poales, Poaceae.